Molecule: messenger RNA, 628 nt
Organism: Effrenium voratum
Lineage: Eukaryota; Dinophyceae; Suessiales; Symbiodiniaceae
Source: the annotation of a GenBank genome assembly
GGCUCGAGCCUUCCGCAGAUUCGAACUCCCCCGUACCUUCUUUCGCCCAUUUGCCAUGUUCUGCUGCGGCAGCAAGGCUGGAGUCGAGGAGCCCCGGCGUUUGCGAGACCUCCGGGAGGACCAGACGGGUGCCCGGCCCGCGCAUCGCCGCGCGAGACAAGACUGGGGCACCGGACCGACUGGCCAACGCCUCGGCGGCAGCUCCGAGGGUCCCAGCGCCGCCGCCGCCUCGGCGGCUUCGGCGACUUCGGCGGAGCGGCGGCUGCAGGCGCUGGAAGCGGCGCAGAAGCGGCAAGUGGCGCCCGGCACCUCCAAGGCCCGCGCCAACGAGCUGUCAGAGCAGAGAGAGAAGGAGGAGCUCUUGGGCCGCAUCACCGAGCAGUACUACAGGCUGGGAGAGGAAGUGCCCAUGGGCCUGAAACUGGCGACGCUGGAGCAGCUCAGGAAGCAUCUGGAGAUCUGCAGGCAGCGCCGCGCAAAGUGAACCGAAGCGCUCAGCGUUCGCCUGCGCCAUGCGAAUUGAGUGAUGUGCCCUGCUGAACUUAUCGACGCGGUGGCUUUACUGCAGCACUGCGGUUUCAUGUGUGAUGUGGUUUUGUGGGCUUACACGCUUCGGUUGUUGUGAGGA